This is a messenger RNA of Dunckerocampus dactyliophorus (ringed pipefish), 4813 nucleotides long. Its product is annotated as E3 ubiquitin-protein ligase CBL-like. Gene Ontology annotation, molecular function: receptor tyrosine kinase binding; phosphotyrosine residue binding; calcium ion binding. The transcript is spliced from 15 exons. Lineage: Eukaryota; Metazoa; Chordata; Actinopteri; Syngnathiformes; Syngnathidae. The coding region runs from base 423 to 3002 and encodes 859 amino acids. Gene Ontology annotation, cellular component: plasma membrane; membrane raft. The record is from RefSeq and is a predicted model, not a curated record. Gene Ontology annotation, biological process: cell surface receptor signaling pathway; negative regulation of epidermal growth factor-activated receptor activity.
UUGAUGACUUGUCGUUGGUGGCAAACUGCUGCUACUCUCAAGCUGUUUGUUGGUCGACAGCGACACUUUAUUAUUAGCUCGCUUGGCUUUAACUCGAAAGCAGAAGUGGCCCUUCAGCAGCGGACAGCACACCAGAGCGACGAGUUUGAACGCCGAGAAAAGAACUCAAAGAAUCAAGAGGGAUUUUUUUACUCCCCCACCCUCCAAAUGUAGCUUGUUAGCUUGCUAGCUACCAGCUAGCUAACGCUGCGCCUCCUUCUUUUUCUGUUUGUUUUUUUGUGCAUGCUCGAUCACCAGCAGUUUGUAGCCCUAACCAGGGCCCUAAGGCGGUGCUCGAAAGGGUGUCAGGAUUGAAGGCUGUCAACCGGGCCAACCGCCCCCCUCCCCCCUACCCUGUCCCCCCCGGUCACCGAGUAGAAUUAAUGGCCGGAAAUCCGAGGAGGGGCGCGGGUCUCAUCGGCUUGAUGAAGGACGCCUUUCAGCCCCACCAGCAGCCUCUGCAGCCCCCGCAGCCCGCUGUGGUCGACAAGAAAAUGGUGGAGAAAUGCUGGAAACUCAUGGAUAAGGUGGUGCGUUUGUGCCAGAACCCCAAGGUGGCGCUCAAGAACAGCCCGCCCUACAUCUUGGACCUGCUGCCGGACACCUACCAGCACCUGCGCACCGUCCUGUCACGGUACGAGAGCCGCAUGGAGAUCCUGGGAGAGAAUGAGUACUUCCGUGUGGUCAUGGAGAACCUGACCAACAAGACCAAGCAGACCAUGAGCCUGUUCAAGGAGGCCAAGGAGAGGAUGUAUGAGGAGAACUCCCAGCCCAGGCGAAACCUCACCAAGCUGUCGCUUAUCUUCAGCCACAUGCUGGCCGAACUCAAAGCCAUCUUCCCCAACGGCCUCUUCCAGGGCGACAACUUCAGGAUCACCAAAGCGGAUGCCGCCGAGUUCUGGAGGAGGUCCUUUGGGGACAAGACCAUCGUGCCGUGGAGGACAUUCCGCCAGGCCCUGCACGAGUUCCACCCCAUCAGCUCGGGCCUGGAGGCCAUGGCCCUCAAGUCCACCAUCGACCUCACCUGCAACGACUACAUCUCUGUUUUUGAAUUUGACAUCUUCACCAGGCUCUUCCAGCCAUGGUCGUCGCUGUUAAGGAACUGGAACAGUCUAGCCGUCACACAUCCAGGCUACAUGGCCUUCCUCACCUACGAUGAGGUCAAGGCUCGUCUCCACAGGUUCAUCCACAAGCCUGGCAGCUACAUCUUCAGGCUGAGCUGCACCCGCCUGGGCCAGUGGGCCAUCGGCUACGUGACGGCCGACGGCAACAUCCUGCAGACCAUCCCCCAUAACAAACCUCUCUUCCAGGCACUCAUUGACGGCUACAGGGAGGGAUUCUAUCUGUUCCCAGAUGGUCGUGCACAGAACCCAGACCUAACAGGCUUGUGUGAACCUUCUCCACAAGACCACAUCAAAGUUACCCAGGAGCAGUACGAGUUGUACUGCGAGAUGGGCUCCACCUUCCAGCUGUGCAAGAUCUGCGCAGAGAACGACAAGAACGUGAAGAUCGAACCGUGCAGGCAUCUCAUGUGCACCUCUUGUCUGACCGCCUGGCAGGAGUCGGAGGGUCAGGGCUGCCCGUUCUGCCGCUGUGAGAUCAAGGGCACCGAGCUCAUCGUGGUGGACCCCUUCCACCCCAAAGCCGGCGGUGGGGCUUUCGCUGGCUUCCAGGGGCCCAGCAGGGCCGAGGCGGCCGCCAACGAUGAGGAUGACGAUGAACGGCUGGAGGACCACAACCUUGUCAUGAGCAGGCUGGCCUGCAGCAAGGUUGAGCGUCCUCCAUCUCCAGUGUCCCAGCUACCUCCGGUUCCGCCCCGACUGGACCUCCUUCAGCAGAGACCCUCCAGCUCCCACAGCCAGCUGGGCCAAGGAGCCACAGCAAAGAUGGGGGCCACACACAGGGACAAGCCCCUCCCACUGCCCCCGGCACUGAGAGAGCUGCCGCCCCCACCACCUCCUGAGCGACCCUCCCCCCUGGCGGGUCAGGACUCCAGACUCCAGAGAAGACCCCUGCCCUCUACCCCGGAUACGCCUGCCUGGGCCUCCAAUUACAUGGUGCCCCGGUCCGUCUGCAAGGUACCCUCUGCGUUGUGUCAAAGCGGCUGCACCAGCGUGGAGGGAAGCAAAGCCCAGGCAGCAACCAACGCCGUCUACUGCCUGGCCGCCAGGUCGCUGCCGACGUCUGCCGUGUCCAGCAGGGAGAAGCUGUCCGCCGACUGCGAGGAAAACGAGUACAUGAGUCCCACCUCUCUCCCGGCAUCUGGCACCCCGUGGAUCAUAACGGGAUCCUUGGUGCCCCCGCCCCCACCACCAUCAUUGAGUCAAGCAAGCCAUCUUAAUGACACCAGUGGUGACAGGCUCGAUGUGGACUCUGGGGACCCUCAGGUGUACGAGUCCAUGUGCAACAUCCAGGCUCAGGCUGGGUCCUCUGAGGCAGCCGAUCAUGAGCGUCCUCAGCACUCCUCCAUGGCCGCCCAGGCCAAGUCCCUCAACACCUCCUUCGAGGACGUCUACGAGUACGACUGCCCACGACCGGUGGCCCCUCCGGCUCCCGCCAGACGAGCCCUGUCGGACAUGAACGGCCCCUCCAAAGCCUUCAGCUCACUCAGCAUCGACGGCGCUGUGGAAGCCAGUUUGUUUGCCUCCGACCCGGAGCGACCACCCAAGCCCCUUCCGCGGCGGGCCAACUCGGACCGGCGAGCGCGGCCCCUAAACCGUGAGCUCCCUGCCCCCUUCCCGGACCAGCCCCGCCCCUCCUCCUCCCACACACCACCACCCGCCCCUUCCGCGAGCAGCGGUGGUGUGGCGCUGAGCGGCGAGAUCGAGUGCCUGAUGUCCCAGGGUUACUCCAUCCAGGACAUCCAGAAGGCUCUGAUGAUCGCGCAGAACAACCUGGAGACGGCCAAGAACAUCCUGAGGGAGUUUGUGUCCGUGCCCUCCGCCGCACACAUUGCCACAUAGUCAUCCGCGUUCCAAUCCCUCCCGCUGUCCUCUUCGUGCCAUUAUCGCCCAGGAUGCAGUCGACGCUUUCCUGCUUUGUCCGAUCAUCUUGUGCCAGAGUGACUUGAACACAGCAUGUGAGGAAACGGAAGCCUUCUGAUGUUUCUUUUACGCAAAGGAGGGACCACAAAGAUUGUCAUCUUUGACUCAACAUGACAUCACCGCCGCCGCUAGCUGCUUGUGUCGUAUGGUGAUGUGGCCGCACGGGUCCCGAAUGAGCGUUACGCGUUUUUGCUAAUAACAAUAAAGCGCUCAAUUACAUCACAGCAUCGCCACGCUUUCAUGUCGUACCAACAGCGUUCUAUGUAGGGAUGGGCAUUGGCACCAAUUAGCUUGUUCUAUAAACUGAAAAAGUAGACUUUCUGUGGUUGCUAACAAAAUUUGAUUGAGAGAUUUACUCGAAAUUCUUUUACUAUAUCAAUUAAACAGUAAAACUUUGGACUUUUUUGUUGAUAAAAUGCACAUUUCAAGUGUUUAAAAUAAAGGUCAACCCUGCUGAUUCUUGUUGAGGAAAGCAAAACGUGCGGAAGUGAAGGCAAUGCGGACGUACUGAAAUACUGACUUUGCCAACCCGGGGACCUUCGCUCUAAUCACCCCCACCCGUCUUGCAGCUCACGCUCUUCUGACAUUUAAGCCCCACACUUUACUAUAUUUUCAGGUUUUUUUCCGCAGCCCGUUCAGACAGCAACACUUUUUGCAGCAAGAAUGUUGAUGUUUUGAAGCAACACAGGCAUAAAAGAUGUCAAUUAAUUAUCCAAGUAUUGUGCCGCCGAGACGGCCAGAAGCUGAAACGGGGAGAACUUCAUGAUCAAAUAAGUGUCCAUCCCUUGCGUCUCUCUAACGUGCGUCUCGCUACUUGUAACAGUUGACGACAAAAAAUGCUAACAAACUUCAAAAGACUUUCGAGAUUUCCGCUGGCGUUUGUUAGAAAGCUCUUUUUACGUUAAACGCUCGACUGAAAAGAUGCCAAAAGGGAAGCGUUGAACACAUUCCAGUCGUUCAGACCUCUCGCAACACGACAGCCAUAGCCGGCAUAUUGAGGGGAGACGUCUCACUUCUGCAUUAAAAAAAAAAUAAUAAUAAAAAAUAAAAAGAACACUGGCAUCUGCUUCAAGCAGAGGUCAGUAGAAAAGACAUCAAUGUGCCUUUUUGGCAGGUGAACGCGGCUGGCAGAUGCAUUAACAUGAAAGAGAUUAACACAGUCAAUGACUUUAAUGCUAAUACUAAAGAAUUGUUCUUUGUGAUUGCCUCUUAACACGACAUAGUAGCACAGUGCAGUCACUAAGGCUAGUAAAUGUCUCCUUUUUAUGCCUUGAGGACUCAAGGGUCCUACCUUUUUAAAUCCCGGAACGCCGUGAGAGGGAUUUUGCAUGUUUGGUGAUGAUGAUGCACUGCAGUCUAAAAGACGUACCUCCCCCUUCUGUCCUCUACCCGCUCUCAAAACCUGCAGUAAAUGUUCUGAAAAGGCAAAACUUAAAAAUGUCAAUUUUUCUGCAGCGUUAACGAUGAACUCUGUGUGCGUGUGUGUGUGUUAGUCGCACUGCAAAUUUAUGUGCUUAAAAAACAUGUUUUAACUCGCCUUUUUUUUUCUCAACACCAACUCGCCUACUAAAAAUGUAUUUUUGUCUCAGCUUUUCGUCUGCUUGUAAAUAUGAUUUAUUUAUUGUAUUUUUAAUAUCCUCAGCGUUCGUUCGUUGUAUUGCCAUGUUUUCAUGCCCAAGCCAUUAAGAUUUUUAAUUAAACUGUAUUUUCUUUAAAUUGUUGCUGUUGUG